GGCUGGGCCUUUUGAAUGCAUGCAGUUCAAGAAAGUGCCCAAGCAGAUUUAUUAUUAGAAAAGAAUCCCAUUUGGAAUCCAGAUAGGUGGCCCAUCUCUGUACCUCCCUGAGAAGUCUGGCUUUUUCAGUACUACAUGAAAGGACGAAUCUGAAAACAAUUUUAAAAUCACACAAUUAUAAGAAGUACUGCACUUCAAAUAUGUGAAACAGAAUAUAAUGCAAACUUUAAAAAAAUGUUCCAGUAAACUAGUCUGUGGGACGGAGUGAUGGGAGAGUGAUGUUUUAUUAAGAAACAGCAGCACGCUCAGCCCUUCCUGCUAAGACCAGGUGACUUCUGAAAUAUGGCUGACAACAACACUUCCUCCUGCAGUCCUAUAUUGACACCUCAUUUAACCAGCCUCUACUCCAUAGUGCUCAUUGGAGGACUGGUGGGAGUCAUCUCUAUUUUGUUCCUGCUGGUGAAAAUGAACACGCGGUCUGUGACUACUACAGCAGUCGUUAACCUGGUGGUGGUCCACACUGUUUUUCUGGUGACAGUGCCUUUUCGCUUGACGUAUCUCAUCAGGCACAUCUGGACGUUUGGGUUGCCCUUCUGCAAAUUUGUGAGCGCCAUGCUACACAUCCACAUGUACCUCACAUUCCUGUUCUACGUGGUGAUCCUGGUCAUCAGGUACCUCAUCUUCUUCAAGCGCAAGGACAAAGUGGAAUUCUACAGAAAACUGCACGCUGUGGCUGCCAGUACUGGCAUGUGGCUGCUGGUGAUUGUCAUUGUGGUACCCCUCGUUGUUUCUCAGUAUGGAAAUAAUGAGAUGUAUGAUGAGAAACACUGUUUUAGAUUCCACAAAGAACUUGCUCGUGUGCAUGUGCAAGUUAUCAACUAUAUGAUCGUCACUAUUGUCAUAGCCAUCGCAGUGAUUCUCUUGGUCUUCCAGAUCUUCAUCAUUAUGUCAAUGGUGCGGAAGCUACGCCACUCCUUACUGUCCCACCAGGAGUUCUGGGCCCAGCUGAAAAACCUUUUUUUUAUAGGAGUCAUCCUUGUUUGCUUCCUUCCCUACCAGUUCUUUAGGAUCUAUUACUUGUACACGGUGGCACAGUCAAGUGACUGUAAUAACACGGUUGCAUUUUAUAAUGAAAUCUUCUUGAGUGUAACAGCAAUUAGCUGCUUUGAUUUGCUGCUCUUUGUUCUUGGGGGAAGCCAUUGCAGGCAAAAGAUAAUUGACCUAUGGAAUUGCCUUUUGUGCCGCUAGCCACAAACUACGGUAUUCAGAAUUCCUUUAUAUUGAAAGUAAAAAUGGGCACAGAGAGGCAGCAAGUGUUAUUUAAUUACUUGAUUAAAACCAUGUCUUGAUGCAGCCAAACAAAAAGAGUAUAAGAUGUCAGAGCAUUCAUUCCAGUUCUUAUUUAAUCCCUGUCGUCUCUAAAUGAUAUAUAUAGAAAGACUAGUGAUGUUCAGUCUACUCGGACCUGCACUAUAGCAUUAUUUUCUAGUAUAAAAUGUCUACUUAGCCCAUGUAGGCACCAUAGGUUUAAUGGUUUCUGAGUUUCACCAGCUUAUUUUGGUUUCGUCAGUUUGAAACAUGGUCUUUUUCAGGCUUUGGACAGGAUUCAGCCCUCUGGUUAUUUUCAUUCCACUUAACCUUAGGUAAAUUAAUCCUGGCAAUGAAUCAGCCCCAAAAACACAAAUUCUACUUGGCUAACCAGAUAAGAUGUCCGUUCAAUUUCCACCCUGACAAAUAACAGAUAAGGGGAGAGAACAGUAAGACAGUAAGACACUUUUCUAGAUUAUUGAUGGGAAGUCACUUAUCUGGCAAUCAAGAGAAACACAACUCCUUGAAGCCUUCUGCUAUAACAAGGCUAUCUAGAUUGUGUCUUGAAAAGUCAAGUUUAAGAACAUGGGACCAACAUCCUCAAUAAAUCCAAAAGUCAUUCAGAAGCUUACUAAACAUAUAUAAAUGAGGGUGAAACUAUAAGUUAAAUAAUAUUCCUCACCAAUAUGCUGGUGAGCAUUAAAAUGAGUUCCCUUAAAUUUUUUCCCUUUCUGUUUUUUGAAAAAAACUCUAGGUAUCUUGGGCCACAGGUAAUUUAGAUUUCCCUUGGAAACAGAAAGUUAUACCUUUUAAAGUGCCCGUCUACCCUUAAAGUUACAAGGCUUUAAAUGAAAACAAUAUUCUUAAAAAAGAACUUUUGAGAAAUAUAAAGAAAAAUUAAUUUAGGUGGCAACUGGGUGGCUCAGAAGGUUAGGUCAGACACUUGUCUGACUCCUUGACUUUGGCUCAGGUCACAACCUCAUGGUUCCUGAGUUCCAGCCCUACAUCAGACUAUGCUCACAGCAUGGAACUUACUUGGGAUCUCUUCUCUCUCUCUGCCCCUCUCCAGCUUAUGCUCUCUCAAAAUAAACUUUAAAAAAAGGAAAAAUUAAUUUAGACUAUGAGAUUAGGCUGCUAAGUUGAUACAUAGGUUUGUGGGGGUUUUUUCCCUUCUUGCUCAUAUUUCUGCUAUUUCCCUCAAAGUUUCAUAAUUUUGAAACUUUCCAAGGAACUGAUCCAGUUUAAUUUCUAAUGCUUCAGAAAACCUAAAGUGAUUUAUGUUAGGAAUAGAAGAAUAGAAUGAAUUAAGGUGAAUUUUUUUCCCAGCAAAAUCAAUGUUCAGAAUUUAAAGAUUUCUCUUAAUUUGUUAUACUCUAUGGAUCCACAAAUUUAUCAGAUGAAUAAGAAAUAUCUCUGUGAGUUUCUAUGAUCACUAAAAUUACUGUCAUAAAAAAUAAUUUCGAGGAAGACAAAGCAACAACAUGCUGUAUAGAUGACUUGUUACCAAAAUAUUCCUGUUUUAAAAUUUCUUUUAUCUGUCCUUUUUUAAAAGUUAUAUUUCCUUUAUUUCUUAUUUGCCUUCUUUUACCAUUUUUCUUAGGUUUUUUCCCUUCACAUUUUGACUCAUAACAGUUGUAAGAAAAUUUCUAAGAUCCAUAAAAGUUUUAAGAAUAUCUGUUACACCCAU
Suricata suricatta (meerkat) is the source of this 2995-nucleotide messenger RNA. It is a transcript of the gene GPR141, whose product is annotated as G protein-coupled receptor 141. NCBI's taxonomy places the organism in Eukaryota, Metazoa, Chordata, Mammalia, Carnivora, Herpestidae. The transcript is spliced from 4 exons. Gene Ontology annotation, biological process: G protein-coupled receptor signaling pathway. The record is from RefSeq and is a predicted model, not a curated record. Bases 343 to 1248 code for a protein of 301 amino acids. Gene Ontology annotation, molecular function: oxysterol binding; G protein-coupled receptor activity. Gene Ontology annotation, cellular component: membrane.